AAGGCCGAGUGUAUGGAAUGAUAGGAUUCUUAGAGAGGCGAACCUGAUGCCUUUAUCGAGAGUUGGACGACUGAAGAUAAGGCUUGUGGAGGGAAUGAAAUCAGGUGGUGCUGAAAUGGCCAUGAGUUGGGAGCGACUGGUGUGCUUGUUGAUGAAUAUUGUUUCUUUUGGAUUGAGUGUCCGACUGAAAGAAAGGCAGUUUGUGUUUGUGCUCUUGUGCUUUGUGGCCGCAGCAGUUGUUGUGACCAAUGCAAUUCUGGUCCAUCGACUCGUCACACCGACUGUGGCAACUGGGCCCUCUUUUGGCUUGCAGGGUGCACUCGGAGGAGAUCCUUGGGGAUUAGACCAGUUGCGGAGUGAAGUGAUUGUUCUGCAGGAAAAGAUAAGCAGAUUGAAGGCCGAUUGUGAGAGAAACGGUCUAUUGAUUCCUAGGCAAUAAACAAACUAAAGAAGUAUUGGUAUUAUGGUCUAUAUAUCUAUAUAUCUAUCGAAACCCUACACUUUAUUGUUGUUUUUGUUAUUUAAUAUAUCUAUAUUUUCUUUAUAUUAAGAAUUACUUAACUAGACAGCUAGACAGCUAGGCAGUUGGUUGGUCAACUAGUCGACUAGGUCAAACUUUGGUUAAUAAAUUUAUCCUUCUAUCUAUCAAUCU
Molecule: messenger RNA, 652 nt
Organism: Phycomyces blakesleeanus NRRL 1555(-)
Lineage: Eukaryota; Fungi; Mucoromycota; Mucoromycetes; Mucorales; Phycomycetaceae
Exons: 1
Coding region: 116-439 (107 amino acids)
Source: RefSeq, a predicted model, not a curated record